AAUAAAUAAAUAAAUAAAUAAAUUUACAUACCUUUCAUAAAUUGAAAACUUUUGUUUCGGUUCAGCUAUUUUUCUUCGCAAUUUAUUUAAUUUUCAAUUCACAGCUGUUUUCUCUUUUAAAUGCAACUCUAAACAAGCAAUACUAACGCAAAGUGUCAUCAAUUUUGCUUGCUUCUGACAGUUCUGAGAAAGCGUUUCGCGCAUCUCUUGUGCAUACCUAAAAAGAUUCUACUUUCGACUUAUUAACUGAAAACUAAUUGACAUCAUACAUAAUAGGUGCCCUAAUUUUUCGUCGGCAAUUAGAAGGCAACCUAACCUGUUAUUAUCAGUUGGCGUAGUUACCUUCAAAGUAUUGUUAUUUGCCUUAUUAUGUUGCUGCGAUUGUGUGAAAGUAAUCACAUAUAAUAUGUGCUUUUGCCAAACAACUGAAUGCAAAACCGAAAGCUGACUUUCAGCCAAGUGAUUAUCCCCACGAUUUAAAAUAUCGUAUAUUAAUUAUCUUUAUAAACGCGCGAUCUUCCCUUUCUCGUGCAGUCACGCAUCCAAUAUUCCUAAGCAAUAAAAUGUAAUCUACUGAAAAAAAAAAAAAAUUGUUAUUUCUUUUUUUCUUUCAACACCAGCUGGAGACGAAGUUUAAAAACUUGAAUUUAGCCCAAACGUAAUGUUUCUCGUGCUUGUUUUAAAAAUAUUUUCUAGAAAUGGAAUGCCUCAUCUCUGUUUUAAAUCCUUUACUUUUUCCCCAUUUUAUCUGCUAUGUGUAAAUGUUGUGCAUUUUCUGUAACUUACUAUGGCUUGGCGGUUGUCAGAAAAAUUCAGUUUCUCUCUUAUUUUAAUUUUUUGUUUGUUUUUUGUCUUUUUCGUUUUUCUCUUUUUGCUAUCAGUUUGUUAGUCUAUUCACAGUUCGAACUAGUUUAGCAUUCUUUUGUUUUCACUUAACUUUAACUAUAUUUUUAUUUUUCCAUUGUAGCUGUUUUUGUGGUUUCUACUUUGUUAACAUCUUGAAACAGUUAAGUGUCAUGUUCACAGACACGUAUACUGUUUAAGAUAGUAACGGUUAACGGUUUUGCUGGCAGAAGCACCAACUGUGUGAUCGUUCCCGUUUUAAAUAGAUUUGUAUGCAUUCAAGACAUCGUCUCAACGUUUUCAAAAGUAAAAAUUGAAAACGAAGGCGUAGUAGCUAUGAAAAAAAAUACCUAGUAUUAUGACAUGGUGUUGAAUUCUAUCUUAACAGGGAGAAGAAAAAUUUCGGAAUUUCAGUCCUUUUCGUGUAUACAAAGACGAAAGUUGUCACAGCAAUUCGAAACUAUCGGAUUUUCUCCUUCGCUACAUCAGCGUUUUUGUUUAUCUUCAAAAGCACAAACAAGCGAUGAAACAAAGUGAUUGUUUGUAUGUUAAUAUGUAGAAUAGCACUCCCAUCAAAAAUAUAAAAAUAAAUAAAAAUUAAUAAAAACAAUAUUCCGUUUCUAUAUUUAUCAGCAAAUUUUUAAUUGAUUUCAUUUAAUAUAACUCAAAAAGAGAAAAGUAUUUUAAAGUAUAUUUAACACAACAAUACGCAACAAUAAUACCGCACAAGGUUAUUUUAAUUGAAUUCUUUUUUAGAAAUCAAAAAAAAUAAAUAAAAAAAAUCAUUUGCUUAUUUCGAAUAUUCAUUAAAAUUCCUUCGAAAAAAAAAAGAGACGAUAGCGAUUAACUAAGUUUAUCGAAAUCAAUCGGCGAUGGCAACUUCAACACAUUCAACACAUUUCAUCAGCAUGACAUGGCUGCUGAUCGUACUAUUGACAGAGGCCAACUGUACAAUAGCUACAACCGAUCAUAUACCACAUCCUUGUGAUACAGUAAGUUGUCCAUCCUUAUCGGACUUAAGCUGCCCUAAUGAUAGUGAAGAGCGGCCAUUUUUGAUGCCAUUUACCUCUAGCGCAUCUUCAAAUUCUUCUGUGGUUAUCAAUGAUGAACUUUUUGCACAGUGUUGUCUAAAUCAAAAAUGUAUGUGCAAAACUUGCCAUAUACCCGAUUGCAACGAAGCGGGAGAGGUGGUUGUGGAACUAUCACCAGAAUCUAUGGACACGCCUGGAAAUUGUUGUGGCAAAUACGAGUGUCAACUUGAACCGAAUUGCACCGAACAUCAAAAUACUGACAGUUACUGGUUGACAAACUGUCAGCGUUGUAAAUGUUUCGCCGGUCAAAAUAUAUGCCAUCAGAUUUGUGAUGAAAAUUCGAGAAAAUCAGCCAUUUGCCAUUCAAAGAAUCUUAAUAAGUUCUUUGAAGACGGUGAUACCUGGAAGGAUGGCUGUUCCGAAUGUGAAUGCAUUAACGGUGAACCGAAUUGCGUGAUCACAUUUUGCCGCAGCGUUGGUUGCCCUCCGCAUUUACAAGUAACGCAAAACGACAGCUGCUGUCCCAUAUGUUGGCCCGAAGGUAUACCAAUGCCUAAUGGGCGGCUGGAUUACAUAGACGAAGAGGAUGGCGAUGAAGGUAACGAAUCCGACAAUCAUUACGAUGAAGAUGAAAAUAUACCUAUGGGAGCAAUUGGUACAGAUGAUUACCUGGAUCGAAAUAGCAAUGAACUUUUGCCAGAUAUAGUUUGGAACAUAACUAAUCGACCAUCUAAAUCUGACAAUUUCACCACAACAGUAUCUACUGGCUCGCCCAGCAGCACUCCUACAUCUGAUCCUUGCACGAAAGAGGAAACCCCGGCUGCUUAUCAAUUGUACCCUCAAGUUGUAGAGUUGAUGCGCUACAAUCAACAAAACGAUAUAUUAUACACUAUAAUCGCUUUACUAUCAAUAUUGGUUAUUGUCUUGGCUGCUUGGAAUAUCCAUUUAAAAUCUAAGCAGCGUUCCUAUAGACCGGUAUCAAAUUUCGAUGAUAAUUUUAAUAGAAUGUCUUCUAAUAUUAAGAAAAUGAAUGAUUACGUUUAAAACUAAUUUCUGUUAAAACUUAUGACAACAACAGUUAAUUCAAAACAAAGCUAAGCUUAAAGAUUAAAUUAAGUUAAUCAAUAUUACAUUUUGAAAUGAUUUUUUUCAUCAUUUACAAAUAUUUUGUUAUAAGAAGAAAAUGUUUAAAUCAUACUAAAUUUGAAGGCAGUUUGCACAUUUGUUUUUAUAAAUCAAAAAAAA
Glossina fuscipes is the source of this 3119-nucleotide messenger RNA. RefSeq names its product cysteine-rich motor neuron 1 protein. The transcript is spliced from 3 exons. Gene Ontology annotation, molecular function: protein binding. NCBI's taxonomy places the organism in Eukaryota, Metazoa, Arthropoda, Insecta, Diptera, Glossinidae. The record is from RefSeq and is a predicted model, not a curated record. Bases 1716 to 2918 code for a protein of 400 amino acids.